This is a messenger RNA of Microcebus murinus (gray mouse lemur), 1863 nucleotides long. The record is from RefSeq and is a predicted model, not a curated record. NCBI's taxonomy places the organism in Eukaryota, Metazoa, Chordata, Mammalia, Primates, Cheirogaleidae.
AUGGCACCCCCCCUCCCCCAGAUGGGACCGAGGGUGGGGACCGCCAUCCACCUGCCCCGCCCGGCCCCCACCGCGACGGUGCCGCAGCCCGGCGCCCCCGCCCGCUCCCGCAUCCCCGCCCCCCCUUCCCAGGCUGCCUCACUCGGUGACGUCAGCGCCCCGGUCCCCGCCGCGGCCGCCGCAUCCUCCGCGCCCGCCGCCGAGCGGAGUCCGCGCCCCCCGCGCUUCGCCUCGGGCAUUGGCUGCGGGUGGCCGCCGAUGGCGCCCCCGCGCCGUGCUGCUGCUGCUGCUGUGGCGGCGUCGCCGCCGCCCCGCGCCCGCCGCCGGGCCCUUCGCCCGCAGCUCGAGGGGGGCGCGCAGAGGUGCACUGCCCGGCUUGCCGCGUCGCGACUGGCCGCGGCAGAGCCCCGGGUGCCCCUCCCCCAGGCAGAGCCCCAGGGCCCCUCCGAGUCCCCCUACGACCGGGCCGCUCUGACCAGCGCCUGCGAGCGGGGCUGCCGCCUCUACUCCAUCUGCCGGUUUGUGGCCAGGAGCUCCAAGCCCAACGCCACCCAGGCGGAGUGUGAAGCAGCAUGCCUGGAAGCCUACGUGAGGGACUCGGAGCAGCAGGCCUGCAGCCAGGGCUGCUGGAGCCAGCCCCCCGAGGAGCCCGAGCCGGAGCCGCAGCAGAAGAGAAAGGUCCUGGAAGCUCCGAGUGGGGCCCUCUCCCUCCUGGACUUGUUUUCCACCCUCUGCAAUGACCUUGUCAACUCAGCCCAGGGCUUCGUGUCCUCUACCUGGACGUACUACCUGCAGACCGACAGUGGGAAGCUGGUGGUGUUCCAGACCCAGCCCGUGGUGGAGAGCCUUGGGCCCCAGGGCGGCCGCCCGCCCCGCGUGGAGGUGACCUGGCGGGGACCCCACCCCGAGGCCCUGGAGGUGCACGUGGACCCCGUAGGCCCCUUGGAUAAGGUGAGGAAGGCCAAGAUCCGAGUCAAGACCAGCAGCAAGGCCAAAGCGGAGUCUGAAGAACCUCAGGACAGUGACUUCCUCAGUUGCAUGUCCCGGUGGGUGCCAGGACCCUGGGGGGUGGGGCGUGGGGGUGGGGGUGGGGGAGGGGAGGCUCCCCUAGCCUGGGCGGGGGCUGGGGAAACUGAGCCAUGGCUGCUGGCCGGGCAGGCGCUCGGGGCUGCCUCGCUGGAUCCUGGCCUGCUGCCUCUUCCUGUCCGUGCUGGUCAUGCUCUGGCUAAGCUGCUCCACCCUGGUGACCGCCCCGGGCCAGCACCUCAAGUUCCAGCCGCUGACCCUGGAGCAGCACAAGGGCUUCCUGGUGGAGCCGGACUGGCCCCUGUACCCUCCGACGUCACACGCCUACGAGGACAGCACACCGCCCUACAAGCUGAAGCUGGACCUGACCAAGCUGUAGGCGGCCCCUGCCUGGGCUCCUCCACCCCCAAGUUGUGUUUCUCCCCCGGUCCCGCCCUGCAGCCCCCUGAGUCCUGGGGAACCGAUGCCUCCCCCGGGGGUGGGGGUGGGGUCCCUCCAGUCCCGCUGUCCUGUCCCCCGGCUCUCGGGGAGGGGGCGUGCUCCUGUCCGCCUUCUGUCCUGUGGCUGUCUGAGUAUGUGACCGCCAGCCCUGGGCCGCCUCGCUUCUUCCUUCUCUCUCCCCUCUCUGCAGGGGGUGUGUGUGUGUGGGGGGGUGAGGCCGCAGGGGUGCUGCCUCCUGCCGGGGCCUACCCUCCCUCUUCUCUCCCUCCCCGCCUUGCCUUCUUCGGGCACCUGGCUCCCGAGAUUGGGGGCGCAGGCAGCUCUGCCCUGGGGGGAGGGCCGGUGGGCGCAGCAUGGGGUGGGGAGGAAUAAACCGAGUCCAUGAGCGAGUCGUGA